Messenger RNA from Hydractinia symbiolongicarpus, 2004 nucleotides. RefSeq lists its product as uncharacterized. The transcript is spliced from 2 exons. Bases 302 to 1795 code for a protein of 497 amino acids. Lineage: Eukaryota; Metazoa; Cnidaria; Hydrozoa; Anthoathecata; Hydractiniidae. The record is from RefSeq and is a predicted model, not a curated record.
UUUAAAUGAAAAAAAAUCUUGCCUGCGUUUAUUAGUUAUGAACAUUUCAAAGAUUUAUUGAAUCUUUUAUUUACACAUGACGAAAUAAGAUCGAGUUUUGAUUGGUCAAAUUUGUUAAACACGUGGGUAAGCCGCUACUUGAAAUUCAUCAACUAUAAAAUCUGCUACGCUAUAAAAAAGUAUUCACAACUCGUGGGUUAAUCAGAAGAAGUGGCUACUAAGAUCGUAGAAGAAAUAAAAUAUUUUCUUGCUCAGAAAUAAAAAGGAUAAAAUUAUUAAGGGUAAAAUAAAAUUUAAGAACAUGGAGAAAUUUCUGAAGGAACCUCUGUUUUCAAUAACACUUGAACCAGCAAGAAGCUUUUACCAUGCUGGAGAUGUUAUUAAAGGCUAUGUAACAGUCGACUUGCAAUGCAAAUUUUCAUUUACAAAUAUCAUUAUAAAGUGUCAGGGAAAAGAUAUAGUUCGAACGAACUGUGAUAAAAGAACAUUGAAUAUGCUAUGUCAUGUACACAACGCAUUAAAACUAGAACAAAUCAUACUUCCGAAAAAGGAAGACAAAAUGGUUCAUAAGUUAAAAUAUCCAUUUGAGUUUUCUUUACCUGAAAAUUUGCCUUCUACGUGGUUAAGUACGGAUGAGUCAGGAGUUAUGGAUAUUGAAUAUUGUGUCAAGGCAAAGUUGAAUGGCUUAACAACUCCGACUGCUGUUCAGUCUUGUACAUUGCGAGUAAGAACCCCAUUUACAGUGCACGAAGUUCCAGAAUACGACUUAUACAAAGACGAAAUUUUUACAAUGAAUCUUGCAACGAGAUCAAGAUUUUGCGUGCCCUCCAGCGUCAACGGAAUGGUUUCAUUAAAAGCAAAAGUACUGAAGCCGAUUAUGAUAGCUGGAGGUAACAUUGAUGUGGAAGUCGAAGUGAAAAAUGAGAGCAAAAAUGAAUUCUUUUUACUUUUUGGAUUUUCUCGCUGCAUAAAAUGUCGUAGCAAUGGUUCAAAGUUCAUCGGUCCGCUAAAUCUGACUCGACCACAAAGAGAAUGUCUUUACAUCAAGAAGAAGUCAUAUGUGGAAACAGUGCUCACUAUUCCUACAACACAUCUUGCGAAUUUUGCCAUGCAACCUUCGAUUUGUCGUAGCAUACAAUCUUCAGUAAAGGACCACGUCUUUCUUGCAUUUGGAAAAGCUGGAGGAAAAAAAGUGCUAAAAGAAAUUCGUUUGCCAGUAUAUAUAUUCUCCUCUGGUUUCGAAAAGGAAGAACUAACAAAAGCUAGUAUGCCCAUGGAAUUAAAUACAGAACGAAGGUUUCAGAGGAAUAAAAAAAGCAGGGAAAAAGAAAUUUUAGAGAAUGAAAAAGUACCAACCAGUGUUAUUGCCGAAGAAAGCGAUUUGCUGGUGCAAGUUGGCAGCGAGCUGAAUGAUAAACCAAUUCUAAUAGAUAAUGAAGCUGAUUUUGUUAGACACGAUAAUAAGGUAUUUGUCACAACAUCUAGAGACAUAGAAACAGAUGAUGAAGGAUAUGUUGAAAUAAAUUACGAGCAUAUAGAAGUUUCAAGUGAAGGUAAUGAAUAUAACGAAGAAGAGACACAAAGCGCAGUUGUCAGCAACGAAGACAAUAAGUUGAAAGAACAGCAAAAGUUUAUGGAUCUCAUUCAUUCAGACGACGAUAUCAGCCAAAAUAAACAAAAUGAAGGUGCAAAUAAGACAAUGCCGUUAGACAGUGACACUAACACAUCAACAUCACUGAAAUUGAUAGCUGCUUUUGCUGUUGCAACAGGCGCAGCUUUCAUGCAAAGAAGGUGAAAGUGAACACGUUUAAAAAUGAUAUGUUGUAACUACGUUAUAUGUUGUCUGUAAUGUUACCAUUUUGGCGCGAAAUUAUGAAAUUAGAUUAUUAAAACAUUUAUAUUCAUUGUAUUGUUUUGUUAAGUAGUGCGCGUCAUACUUUAUGCAAGAGGAACCGUUGGGUGCGACGCGGGAGAGAAAAUUAAUAAAUUUCAUUAUCUAGAAAA